GGGAGAAUGAGAAGUCACCGUCCAAAAAUCAAAGCCCAAGACUGAAAUUGCGCGAAUGACGAGGCAGUGAACUCAUACUUCCAACAAAUUCAUGUUCACUUUUGCCCCGCACACUACUUCCGUGUGACGUUCACAUUUUCAUUUUCCCCAAUUUCUUUUCUCUUUCUCACUGUUUAAUUAACCUAAUUUACUUACUUGUAAUGGCGGAUUGGGGACCGGUGUUGAUAGCGGUGGUGCUGUUCGUACUGUUAUCGCCGGGGCUGUUGUUCCAGUUACCUAGCCGUGGAAAAGUGGUGGAGUUCGGCGGGAUGCAAACGAGCGGCGCUGCUAUUUUGGUACAUGCCGUCAUUUACUUUGGUCUCAUCACUAUCUUACUUAUUGCCGUCGGCGUUCAUGUUUAUGCCGGUUAAUCAAACUCCGAUCUGUAUUUUCUGUUUGUUGCUCUUUUAAUUAUCUUGUACUUUUUGUUUGUUUACGAAUCGUUAAUUACAGGGACGGAUUGUUGCUUUUUCA
Messenger RNA from Solanum tuberosum (potato), 513 nucleotides. RefSeq lists its product as uncharacterized. The record is from RefSeq and is a predicted model, not a curated record. The coding region runs from base 201 to 410 and encodes 69 amino acids. Lineage: Eukaryota; Viridiplantae; Streptophyta; Magnoliopsida; Solanales; Solanaceae. The transcript has a single exon.